AUGGCUGCUGACGAAACCACUGAUGGUGACGACGAGGCAAGUCAUCAACUCCAAAAAUCACCCCCUCGAACGGGCCUCAGCUUUCUACGAACCCUCGGUAAGAAGCUGUCAGAUCCGGUUCCCGUAGUUGCAUCUACCGAGGAUGAAACCCGCGUGGAUGAAUCGGGGCGUGACCUGCGCUCACCUGAAGUUUGCACUACCACGGCGGAACCUUCACCUCCAGAAUCGACGGCUCCUGAAACGGAGAUAGGCGAUGCGGCUGGCGACUCUGCGAACAAGAAGCGCAAAGAGUCAAGAGGUGGCAGUGCUACGCAGUGGUGGCGACAACCGAAGCCCUCUCUGAAGCGGGCGGCACUUCCAAUCCGACGAGUGGAGGACGAGGGGAGUGAUGACGAGGAGGAUGAAGACGGCCUGCCGACUGUCGAAGAGAUGGCCCGUUACCCCGAAGUCGCUUUCGCUAAAGCGCAUAAGCGAUUUAAGACGUCAUGGGAAUCUUUGUUUCCGUGGCUAAUUUUAACUCGUGAUGACAUUGGCUUCCCCAUUUUGAGAUGCAGCACGUGCUUGGAACAUGGAGCUGAAGGCGCGAAAACGGCUUAUGGUAAGGGAGGCAGUGGAGGGCGUGACAUGCAGAAGGGGAGCAUCCGGACGCACCAGCGCUCCACCGCACAUCAGGACUCACACGCCGAGAUGAAGUCGAAGGAGAGCCAGAAGCUUCGUCAAACGCUGCUGAGCGAGUUCGAGGGGUUGGAGCGCAGCACGCUGCACAUCAUCACCGCUCUCAAGACUACUGUGCACAUCUGCAAAUCGGAGGCGCCAAUCACCUCCUACGUGGGCACCAUCAAGUUCAUGGCCGAGCUCGAAGUCCCGAACCUUCCCUUGGAUUCCAAGGGAAACUACUUUUCCGAGUAA
Closterium sp. Yama58-4 is the source of this 909-nucleotide messenger RNA. The record is from the annotation of a GenBank genome assembly. Lineage: Eukaryota; Viridiplantae; Streptophyta; Zygnematophyceae; Desmidiales; Closteriaceae.